UUCAUCUCCUUGCAAAAUAUUCGACUCGCGCAUCUCCCGUCAUACUUGCCGUUGUGACGUGAUUGUUUUAUCCACCUUGUGUUGAUUGUUGGGGAGCAUCCCCGGCUGUGCAUAGCACGCGACGAAAUAAGCUCCAUUCUCCGCAAUUUGGGCCAAUUCGAAGAAAAAGAAGGAUAAGCCAAUUCUUUUCUUGAAACAAACAACAUAGCUGGAGCGCGAAGGACGUAAAACUGGUCUAGCUAAGACAAGAUUGCUGUUCCUUCACACUUUCAGACCUGCUUUUUGUGUAUUUAGCAACCUUCGAUGCCUGUAGACAGGAAACUUCGUUGGUUGCCAGAAUCAACAGUUCCAGCAAUUUCGAUCUUUCAGCACACGUAGCUCAUUGUUUAGUUCAUUUGUUUAAUAUUUGCCAUGGCCGAAGAACCUCGACGUUCCGGCAGAGCCACAAAAGGCCAACAUAAGAACCUUGAUAUGCCCGAGCCUCCUCCGAAACGAAAAGGGAAAUCCCAGACGAAGGCCCCGAAACAAACCUCUGCAGAACCAACACCGCCUGAAAAUGAAGAAGACGAGAUAAUCCGUUGCAUCUGUGGCGAAUAUGAGGAAGAAGAGGAUGUGGAGCGUGACAUGAUCUGUUGCGACAAAUGUUCCGCGUGGCAGCACAAUGAUUGCAUGGGACUUGACUUUGCAAAGGGUGAAGAGCCGGCAGAGUACUACUGUGAGCAAUGCAAGCCCGAGAAUCAUAAAGUCCUCCUAGAGAGAAUGGCACGUGGUGAAAAGCCUUGGGAGGAAGCUGCCCAGAAACGAGCCCAGGCUGCCGAAGAAAGAAAAGCAAGACGCAGGAAAGGUGGCAAACGUGGAAGAAAAAGCAGAGUCAGCGAUGUGAAACCCGAAACAAGUGAUACAACUCCGCGUGCAUCAGCAGCCCCCACCCAGGAACCUAUUCAAGCCGUUAAUGAAAUUCAGAAUGGCCCUCCAACAAAUACUGGGAUCCAAGAGCAAACCACUAGCUCUCAGAAGAGAAAAUAUUCCGAUCAUGCAGAUACUGGACAACACGAACCGGAACCGAAACCUAAGCUCCAGAGACUCUCAGUCAGUGGUCUACCAACUGUCCAUCCUCAGGAGAUCAAGAAGUCUCCGGCGCAGAGUCGGAAGGCGAGUAUGGCAGGAAGUCCCACCACUCACGGCGCAAAGACAAGCAAGUCUCCUACAGAGACAACCGCCGGUGGUGCAACCACCUUGACCCAAGCUAGGAAAAAUGUUGCAAAUGCCUUAAUCAAGCUCUUCGUUGAGCAAGCUGGAGUAGCACAGGAGCAAGGAAAGUUUUCGAUUCCAGAAGGAAGGACCAAAGAGAGUGUAGGAGAGUACCUGGGGUUCGCAAUUGAACAAGCAAUGUAUCAAAACCUCUGUGGAGGGUCAGGGGAACCCAAUGAUCCCUAUAGACAGCAGAUGCGGACCAUACUGUUCAAUGUAAGGAAGAAUCCUUCAUUACGUGAUAGUCUGCUUGUAGGUCGUAUUACUCCUGAUGCCUUCUCCAAAAUGAGCACGCAAGACAUGGCCAGUGAGGAGCUACGACAGAGAGACGACGAAAUCAAGCGCGAGGCGGAACGACAGCAUAUCAUCAUCCAAGAGACGGGUCCACGCAUCAGACGGACCCACAAGGGCGAAGAAUUUGUGGAAUCUGAUCCCCAGUUUGUCGGAACUGAGUCUGUCUUCUCGACUGCCCCUGCUCGACGUGAUACCCUUGGGGAAGCAAUGAGUCCUCGUGCAGCAAGCCCAGCCACGGGACGAACUGGAUCUAUGGACGCUGUCCAACAGAACCAGAAACCGCAACCUAUUGACACACAGGUGAUUCCCACUGGGAGACCUGGACGGUCUGCGUCGGAUGACUUCAAUAUCCAAAAUGUCUGGUCAAGCGUUCAGUCCCCGGGAGCUGUUCCUCAUCAUGACCCGCCGCAAUUUGGGCCAACAGUGUUCCCACAGGAGCAUCCGCCUCCAUCCACGCAUAAGGUUCAGGCUGAUGCUGAAAUCGAUCAAUUGCUGAAAGACGAAGAGCCGGAGUCGCCACCAUAUUCACCCAAAGACUUCCCUGGGCCCGACAUCAUCUGGCGUGGAAAAGUUUUGAUGGAUGGGGUUGCCAGUUUUUCCGCUGGAGCACGAUUUGUUGGCGGUGCUGACCUUAGCGUAAGGAUCCCAUGGUCGCAAUUAGUUCCUCCUUCGUUGACAAUUGACGGCCGCAUCGAUAUCCAACUUGCAACAAAUUAUGUGUGUGGACUUCGAUACAGUCACACGGUAGAUAUCACAGUUGUGGCAAUUCCACCCCCAGAUGCUCCUGAUGAUGUCGUGAGCUUCAACAACUUAUUCGAUUACUUCGUUCGACGAAAACGGUAUGGUGUUAUGGGAAAACAUCCUCUUCCCGCUGUGAAGGACACAUAUCUCGUUCCUGUUGAGGCAGGCUCAGGCAGAAAGCCAGAAUUUAUGGAGAUCCUUGAGAACAAUGCUAUUGAAAACCCAACGCCCGAACGGCUAUUGCUUGUGGUAUUCGUCCUCAAGACAAGUAACAAUCACUCAAAUGCCGUCACGCCGCAACAUCCUCCAGCUAGCGUGGCUAGUCCACUAACAGCCACCCCAACUGCACGAUAUUCUCAACAUUCACUUUCCUACCAGGACACGGAUCGACCUUCUGGAUCACCUUCACAGUCUCAGGGACAUUAUAGUCCGCCGCCACCAUAUUCUCAACCUCAAUCUCCGCUAGUACUCAAUGGAAAAGCAGCUGCAGUCUACGUUCUAGGGGAGCAGCUUGCCUCAUCACCUACCAUUGAGGAGGUCUUAAGACAUGCUCCAAAUGCAGAUGUCGCUCAAUUCAACGUCAUUGCAGAGAUCUUAUCUCGGCAUCCGUCUGCUGCGAACAGCUACGAACAACUAAUGAACGCACUUAUGGAAAGGACAAAUGGUGGAACAUAA
Coccidioides immitis RS is the source of this 2961-nucleotide messenger RNA. Its product is annotated as PHD finger domain-containing protein. The coding region runs from base 412 to 2961 and encodes 849 amino acids. NCBI's taxonomy places the organism in Eukaryota, Fungi, Ascomycota, Eurotiomycetes, Onygenales, Onygenaceae. Gene Ontology annotation, molecular function: RNA polymerase II transcription regulatory region sequence-specific DNA binding. The record is from RefSeq and is a predicted model, not a curated record. The transcript has 3 exons. Gene Ontology annotation, biological process: DNA-templated transcription; transcription elongation by RNA polymerase II; regulation of mRNA 3'-end processing. Gene Ontology annotation, cellular component: nucleus.